This is a messenger RNA of Pelagomonas calceolata, 1628 nucleotides long. The record is from the annotation of a GenBank genome assembly. NCBI's taxonomy places the organism in Eukaryota, Pelagophyceae, Pelagomonadales, Pelagomonadaceae.
CUCCCGGCUCCACGUAAUGUCUGCUAUAGGUACGACAAGUUUUGACGCCAUGGCGCUCGCCGUUGUCGCGGCCGCGCUUUUCGUGGUGGGCGUCGCGUGCUGGCUGGCGACGUCCGGCCGGCUGCGACCGCGGGACUCGCCCCCCGUCGUGCGCGAGGGCAAGCCGAUCGUGGGCAACCUCCUCGGCUUUGCGCUGGGCAAGCGCGGGCCGCUCGACUUCAUCGAGCGGAACUACCACCGCUACGGCGGCGCGCGCCCGCGCGAGUGAUCGCGUCGCGCGCGCCGCCGCGACGGUGCGUCGCCCCGGCGCAGGCGCGUUCUCGAUGCCGCUGGGUCCCAAAUGCCUGACGUUCGUCGUGGGGCCCAAGACCGUCGCGCCGUUCUUCCGGAACCGCGACGACGUGUUCAGCCAGCCCGAGGUCUACGGCUUCAUGACGCAGGUCUUCGGAAAAGGCGUGGUCUACGACGCGACGCCGCCGAAGCGCAAGGCGCAGAACGUGAACAUGAGCCGCGGCCUGCGCGCGGACCGGCUGAAGUCGUACGUGCCCAAGAUUCUGCGGGAGACGGAGGCCUACUUCGCCGAGAAGUGGGGCGAGAGCGGCACGGCCGAUCUCCUCGUGACGCUGUCGGAGCUGACGAUCCUCACGGCCUCGCGGUGCCUCCACGGCGACGACGUGCGCGAGAAUCUCUUCGCCCAGGUCAGCGAGAUCUACCACGACCUCGACAAGGGCAUCACGCCGCUCUCGUUCUUCUGGCCGACGGCGCCCGUCGAGGGCCACCGGAAGCGCGACGCCGCGCGGCUGAAGAUGGUGGAGCUCUUCGGCGACGUGAUCAAGGCGCGCCGGCGGCAGACGCCGGAGCAGGCCGCGGCGCGCACCGACAUCCUGCAGGUCUUCGUCGACAUGGUCUACAAGGACGGCACCAAGGCGACCGACGACGAGAUCACGGGGCUGCUCAUCGCCCUGCUCUUCGCCGGCCAGCACACGUCGAGCGUGACGUCGACGUGGACGCAGCUCUACAUCCUCGCCGACGACAAGCUGGCCGCGCGCGUGCGCGCCGAGCAGGCCGACGUCGUCGGCGGCGCCGCCGCGCCGCUCGUCUUCGACGACCUCAACAAGAUGGCGCUGCUCCACAACUGCAUGAAGGAGGCCCUCCGCAUGCACCCGCCGCUCAUCAUGCUCAUGCGAAAGGCCAUGCGGGCCGUGCCCAUCGAGACGGACGCGGGCGCGCGGUACGUCAUCCCCAAGGGCGACGUCGUCUUCGCGGCGCCCGCGAUCCAGGGCCGCCUGGCGACGUGCUGGACGGCCCCGGACGCGUUCGACCCCGACCGCUACGCGCCCGGCCGCGAGGAGCACGCGAUGCCCUUCGCGCACAUCGGCUUCGGCGGCGGCAUCCACCAGUGCAUGGGGCAGCAGUUCGGCUACUGCCAGGUCAAGACCAUCCUCUCGUGGCUGAACCGCAACUACGACAUGGAGAUCGUCUCGGAGUUCCCCGAGCCCGACUACACCGCCAUGGUCGUCGGGCCCAAGGGCAAGCCCAUGGUGAGGUACGUCCGCAAGGCCGCCGCCGCGGCGGCGGCGGCGGAGUAAAAAAAAUGCGCCGCAUUUUCCUAAAAACAAAUACUAGUA